Molecule: messenger RNA, 2617 nt
Organism: Ochlerotatus camptorhynchus
Lineage: Eukaryota; Metazoa; Arthropoda; Insecta; Diptera; Culicidae
Product: synaptic vesicle glycoprotein 2C-like
Exons: 12
Coding region: 863-2446 (527 amino acids)
Biological process (GO): transmembrane transport
Cellular component (GO): membrane
Molecular function (GO): transmembrane transporter activity
Source: RefSeq, a predicted model, not a curated record
AAUUUAACUAUCAGAUAUCAGAUGUAUACUUACGGCCACUUUGUCAUUGCUGAAAAAAAUAACGGAUACUUUUGAUUUCAAUAUCUAUCUGUAAACAUCCCUUUGCAAAUAAAUUUCACGACAGAGCACUUUGCAUACAUGUUAUAGUGUAGAAUGCAUUCUAAUUUUAAAUAACGUUCUGUUAGUUUCAGCAGUUAGGAAAGUGCGGUUGGUGAAAGCGGAUGUACACUUCUUACUAUCUGCCACUCGGUCGCUAAAUAGAAGAAAGCUGAGUAAAUUGUUUUCGCGGCUGGGAUUCAGCAAUCCUAGAAGAUUUUAUUUUUACAUAUCGUGAAAGUCAAGUGCGCAAUUCAUAUCCGUUGAUGACCAGCAACCUAGUGGUGACAUCGUAUCAUACCGUUGAUAUGAUUUAUGUAUUGGUCUAUUGAACCCUGAAAUGUUUGGUGAAGAAUAGCGGUGUGAAAUAAGGCCUGUCUAUUAAGUAGAAUAUUUGGUUAUAGUUUCACUUAGCUUAGAUAAGUGAACAAGUACAUGUAUCCCUUAUAUAACCAUCCUGCAAAAAUUGAAAAAAUCGUUUGCUCGAGCUUCGUGUAUUGUGCAAAAAUGUUUAAGAAAAAAUAAAUUCUAAUUAAGAUUCAAUCACUUGAUUUCGGUAGCGGAAUUCUCCAGUGGAGUAUUUGUUCAACACAAUCAUCAAAAAGUGGAGUAUUAGAUUAUUGUGUUUAAGCUAGUUGUUGUGAUUUGCAGGCUAUUCGCGGCUUUCAUUAUCAACACUAAAACCUAACAGUUUUCCAAUUGGACAUACGAGGAGGCCAAUACUAAGGAAGAACGGAACCGGAUAUUCAUCACCCCAGAGCUAGUUAUGGGAUUGGAUUUCAUUCAAGGAGGCAGUGCCGAUUACGAAAAUGCACUCAUUCUGGCUGGGUUCGGAAAGUUCCACUACUUGCUGCUAACAAUAUGUGGAUUAAUCUACGCAAAUACAGCGGUCGGCAUAACAAUUAUUUCUUUCGUCCUACCGUCGGCGACGUGUGAUUUUCAGAUGAAGUCUGAAGAUAAAGGCUGGUUAACCGCUGCACCGAUGCUAGGCAUGGUGAUCGGUUCAUAUUUUUGGGGAUGCUUAGCUGACACAAAAGGAAGACGCAUUGUUCUGAUUGCUGCCCUGCUCCUCGACGGAUUUGCCGGGCUACUUUCAUCGAUAACACACAUUUUCGGACUUUUUAUGCUGCUAAGGUUCAUCAAUGGUUUUGCAAUAACAGGCGCUAUGGGCAUAUGUUUUCCGUAUCUAGGAGAAUUUCAAUCUACAAAAUAUCGAGAAAAGGUCCUCUGUUGGAUGGAAAUGUUCUGGACAGUGGGAAUUAUUCUACUUCCCAUCAUUGCCUGGCUUUUGAUUCCACUAACUUUCCGAAUUAGCUACGAAUGGAUGAUAGGAAGUUUCAAGUUUACUUGGGCUUUCAGUAGCUGGAACCUGUUCGUCGCAGUAUGUGCUUUUCCUAGUCUUGUUCUUGGAGUAGCCCUGCAUAUGUUCCCCGAGAGCCCCAAAUUCUUGAUUGAAUGUGGUGAAACAGAUUUAGCUCUUGAAAUUAUAAAAGACAUUUAUGAAUCCAACUCUGGGCGUAAUCGAUCCGAAUAUCCGGUGGAAGUUUUGAAAAGAAGUGAUAAAGUUAACAGUGUUAUGGAAACGCACAACAGAUCAAUACGUACUUUAAGCAUGCGGAAGCCAAAUCAUCUGAAGAUAUUAUUUGGUGAAAUUUGGGACCAGACUAAAGCUCUUUGUAAAAAACCUCAUCUCAAGAAUACAAUUCUUACGUGUAUAAUUCAGUUUGGCAUUACAAGCAGUUACUACACACUCAUGAUUUGGUUCCCGGAGCUUUUCGACCGGUUCGAGGAGUACGAGAAAAGAUUUCCCGACACUCCGGCUUCAGUAUGCGAUGUGUCGUCGAUCGUGCUGGAUAAUGUUAAUGGAACCUUGGUGGAUGAUUUCUGUGGUGGUUCAAUUGAUACAAGUGUCUAUUUGCAUACACUUUUCAUUGGACUUGCAUGUAUUCCCACUAGCUUCUGGCUGCCUUUAUGCGUUCAUCGUUUGGGUGCCAAAUUCUUCUUAAUAUCCAGCUUACUACUGGCAGGAGCAGUUACUGUGGGACUAUAUUUUGUGAUGGACUCGAAGCAGAAUCUAGUUCUUUCAUGUGUAUUUGAGGCAUUGACGUCCAUGGCGAUUAGUACGGUAUACUGUGUUAUGGUGGAUCUAUUUCCAACUAAUUUAAGAGUUAUGGCCGCUGCUUUAUCUUUAACGUUUGGACGAGGAGGAGCAUUGAUAGGAAAUUUACUUUUCGGUUACCUCAUAGAUCUAAACUGCGUUGUACCAGUUGUGAUAUUCUCGAUUAUGUUAUUUAUUAGCGGAGCACUGUGUUUCUUCUUGCCUAGCACGGGAAGUGAAGCUUUAGAUUGAUUAUCCGUAAGUCCAGUUUCCAAGUAUAAAGAUACAAGUGUAGAUAAUAUUGUUAAGGUUUUACAACACUAAAUUUGCUUACCUGUACCAAUGUUUUGUUUAUAUUGAUACAAUAUUAUUAAUUCAAAUGUAUAGGCUAUUCAGAAGAACAAAAUAAACUUUAUGAUUCAU